AUGAGCUUAGAAUCCAUUAAGCUGCUGUUAGAUGCUUUGGAUGGAUCGAGCUAUUCGAUACUUUCCCUGAAAAGUGAGUUUGAAAAUUUACAGAGUAAAUUGGAUAACCCUUUAUUGGUCAAUGAAGAGUUCAAAUAUCAAAAAGAAGUCUUCUCGAAACUUAAGUUUCAGUACUUGGAACAGGAGACAAGAGACAAGUUUUUGAGAAAGAUUUCUGAAUCAAAUGACGAGGACAUUAGCAGAGAAGAUGUUGACGGAAUGGAGGGCGAAACCAUGGAGAAAAAGAGAGAGCUUAAGGACUUGAAGUCACAGUUAAACAAUAGAAUAUCUGACCUACAAGCCACUUCGGAGGAAGUAGUCAAGCUCUAUGAUGACCUUAAUAUCAAGAUCAGACAUACAAGGGAUAAAGUUGGGGAAGCAGAACACUUGGAGAGUCAGAUUAACGACCUCUUAAAAUCACAAGCGCCAGAGAAAAGAGAAUUAAUCAACAACUUGGACAUCGAGAGCCAAAUUGAUAUUGACGCUACCAUGGAUGUCUACAAUCAAAUUUUGAGUGAUCGUGGUGCCAAACUUAGAGGCAUUGGUAAUGACAUCAAUUUGAAACGGCAGAUACUCGCUAAUCACGAACAGCAGCUUCACAAUAUUGCCACAAAAGUCAAUAACCUACAACAGCAUAUUCUGGAUAUGUCUCCAGAUCAGAACCUUAGCAAAACACAAUUGUUUGCAAAGUGGUGCAAGGAAAUGAACGGAUUGCUUCUGAAUUUCACCAAUGUCAAAAACCUUACCCUCAACGCCAUAGAUGACGACCAAAAUGACUUCAGUAACCAGAUUACUGGUCUGGAUAAUCAACCUUACAAGCUCUCAUUUGAAACAGCCGCUGGCACGGCCGUGGAGUUGUGUUUCAGUAGAGAUCUUGAAUUACAAUCUUAUAAAGGAGUUAGCCAGCAUGAAGCGGUGGAAACAUUCAAAGAGACCCCAAUCCAUUCACAUGAUCAUUUAAUAGUAGAGGUUGCUAAACUAAUUACAAAAAUCAAUAGCAUGGAUAUCCCAAGCGGUCAAUCCUAA
Molecule: messenger RNA, 1065 nt
Organism: Priceomyces carsonii
Lineage: Eukaryota; Fungi; Ascomycota; Pichiomycetes; Serinales; Debaryomycetaceae
Exons: 1
Coding region: 1-1065 (354 amino acids)
Biological process (GO): attachment of mitotic spindle microtubules to kinetochore; protein localization to kinetochore
Cellular component (GO): kinetochore
Source: RefSeq, a predicted model, not a curated record